Messenger RNA from Triticum urartu, 1902 nucleotides. RefSeq lists its product as uncharacterized. Gene Ontology annotation, molecular function: protein binding. NCBI's taxonomy places the organism in Eukaryota, Viridiplantae, Streptophyta, Magnoliopsida, Poales, Poaceae. The record is from RefSeq and is a predicted model, not a curated record.
GAAUCAAAGCGGUCCUUCCUGGGCUACAAUCAGAAUCAGUUAUAUAUAUCUGGCCUGGCGGCACCCCGGCACCCGCCAGUUUUCGGAGAUCAGCAGCUCCCCUCGGACAUCUGAGAACCCUUUCGACGAUGGCGUUUACCUAUCCCCGGCGACCGGCUGCCAGAUCGACGGCCAAACCACCCGCAAAGGACUGGCUGCUAGAAGAAUAUGGACAUGAUUGGCUGAGCAAUUUGCCCGAUGAUAUCCUGCUCAACAUUGUCGAACGUCUUGACAUUGCUGAUGUUGCACGAACCAGUGUCCUCUCCAGUAGGUGGAUGGAGGUCCCUGCUAUGCUCUCCAAAAUCGUCAUAACAGUCGAUUCCUUUAAGCGCAAGCUUCACAAGUCGAACUUACCCUGCUUUGAUGCUCAUCCCAAUUCCACCAUGAUUGAAGCAACUAACAGCAUAUUGGGAAAUAGGAGCCGUACAAAUCUAUACACCAUUCGACUCCUGCGCAUGGAAUUCUACUUGGGAGAUGACUGUGUUUACAUCGGCCAGGCUGUUGCCAUUACCAUAGCAACACAGAAUGUCGGUUUGGCUGAAUUCACAGUCAUGACGAAGAAGGAAGUUAGACAAUGCACCGAUAAAGAUUUGCUCUACUACGCAAGGAAGUUCAUGUCAUUUUUUUACACUUGUCCAAAUGCAUUCAAUGGUCUCACAGGCCUCAAGCUACAGAAUUUGAGGCUAGCUGAAUCAGAGUUACCUGAAAUUGUCAGUACAUGCAAGCGAUUAGAGUUCCUCCGCUUGCUGAACUGUGACAUGGGCAAGUUAUCUUUCCUAGAAUUGGAACACUCGCAACUCAGUGAACUUGAGAUUGUCGACAGCGAAUUUGAGAGGGUUGAUCUGAAGUGGCUACCAAAGCUCGCUGUUCUGACAUUUUCUGAUUGGAUCACUCAGCACGAUCCCUUGUCUUUUGGUUAUGUCCCACUGCUCAAGAGUGUGAGCAUCAGUAAUACGGCUCUUUCGUACCACAAGAUGCUCAAAUUAAGUGAGUUUCUUGGCAAAGUCACCGUAAGGGACCUGCGUUUGAACUUUGAAAGCGAAAAGAUUUGGAUUAAACCUGAGGCUCCAAGAGAAUUAUUCAAUGUGUUCCACAAACUACAGAUUGUUAGUUUGCUUAACAUUUCAGAAGAAUGUGAUCUGACUUGGACAAUGUUCAUUCUCCGAGGCGCACCUUCCCUUAAGGAGCUAUGCAUCAGAGUGUGGGAUCAUUUCUGUGAUACAAUACUGGAUGAAGAGGAGAGGAAGAAGUAUUCGUAUAGCGAGGAGCCCAAGGAUAGUGGAUUAGAAUGUGGCGGAUCUGCAUCUGGUUUCAAGCACCACAGCUUGGCUGUGCUCAGGAUUUUUGGGUUUCAGACAGAAGAGAAGUUUAUGAGUUACAUAAAAAAUGUAAUGGAAGCAGCAGUGAAUCUUGAGAACAUCUACUUGCAUAACAGGCCGGUGUGCAAGAUAUGUCAGCACAUGGUUCGAAAGCCAUCGAGAUACCCAUGGACAAGCAAGCAGAAAAUUUCGGUCAGGAACAAAGUCCACAACGAGAUGUGCUCAGCUGUGGAAAUCCACUUCCCCAAGUAUACAACCUCUCAGUAUUGAUGUGCAUUCCUUCCUUUAGAGCAACACAUGUUGUUAUUGGAUAACACCCUUAAGUGCGCAAAAGUUGCCUUGUUUAAUGCGCUGUAAGGUAGACCUCAAGUACAAAGCGCAGUUCAUAUUGCACCUACUGUAGUGACCACUGACCAGUAAGCUAAGAAAAGUCUGUUAUGCUGACCAAGGUCAUGUUUUUCUUUUCCUGUUGAACUUCUGACUAAGGUUGUGUUUACCCUGCUUUGUCAUGUUAUAUUCGAUGGCGUCGGAAACUGUUUUCAUC